AUGGCUGCCUCCACCCCCGACGAGGACCAGCUGUCCGAUGUCUCCUCCCCGCUCGAGUCGCCCACGAGCCCCGACCUGCCCUCGCCCUCGUCGCCGCCGUCGCAGCCGCCGCUCAGUCGCUCCGCCUCAGCCGCGCCCUCCACCUCCGGCAUGACCGUUUCGUCCACCCCAUUGGGCAAUCUCAGCGCUGCCCGCCACCCCUCCAAGCCCAGCGGCACGAACCUCCCGCAGGAUAUCCUCGAGCGCAUGAAGGCCGUUCACAUGGGCAGGCAACGCGCCCCGCCACCCAACCCAAUGCGCACACCCACAUCCGGCGCCGGCGCUCCCCUGCCCCCCCAGUCCCCCGGCGGCGCGUUCAUGGGCGGUGUUCCGAGAAACUUUCAACUGCCUGGCCAAGCCGGCAAGCCCGCCAUCGGCCACUUUCCCUCGGCUCCUGCCGUGCCGAACCUGGCGGGCCUGAAGAAGCCGUCGUUGGCGGAGAAGCGCGGCAUGGCUCUGCCCGGCGGCCUUCCGGGCGCUGCGCCCAACGGAAGCCCGGCGCCUGGCGGCAGGAAGAAGCCCGGCCUAACGCUUUCAGAUAUGAAGCCUCCUCCUGGCGCCGACGCCGGCGGCCAGAACCCCGGCGCAAAGCCCAAUGGCGGUUCCUUGAUGGACGAGUAUGCCAAGUACCUGGACAAGGAAACCGGCAACUUGAAGUUCGACGGAAGGGCUGUCCUCACGGCCCAUGGCGUCAAGUUCGCCAGCGGCUCCACCUUCAACAUAUCUCUCGAUGAGACAGAGACCCUGGACGAGUUGGGCAAGGGCAACUACGGCACGGUGUACAAGGUCAGACAUGCCCGUCCGCAGAUGAGAAGACCAGGGCUCGGUUUGGCCGGGAACAAGGCCAUGUCCAUGCCUGCGAUCCACGGCUCGCCGGCAAACAAGACCAGCGAUGAGUCGGAUGAGUCGAGUCCAACCGCCGCCCAACCCACCAGCGGCCCAACGGGCAGAAUCAUGGCCAUGAAGGAGAUUCGCCUAGAGUUGGAUGACGCCAAGUUCGCUGCCAUCAUCAUGGAACUCGACAUCCUCCAUCGUUGCGUUUCCCCAUACAUAAUCGACUUUUACGGUGCCUUCUUCCAAGAUGGAGCUGUGUACAUCUGCAUGGAGUUUAUGAAUGGCGGAUCGAUAGACAAGCUGUACGGAGAGGGCAUCCCGGAGAAUGUGCUGAGGAAAAUCACGCUUGCGACGACCAUGGGCUUGAAGUCGUUGAAGGACGAACACAACAUCAUUCACCGCGACGUGAAGCCAACUAACAUCCUUAUCAACAAUAGAGGCCAGGUCAAGAUUUGCGAUUUCGGAGUCAGUGGAAAUCUGGUCGCCAGCAUUGCCAAAACCAACAUUGGGUGUCAGAGCUACAUGGCCCCGGAGAGAAUAUCGAGCGGGGGCGUCGCACAGGCUGGUGCCAACCCCGGUGGCGGCACCUACAGCGUACAGAGCGAUAUCUGGAGUCUGGGAUUGACCAUAAUCGAAUGCGCUAUGGGCAGAUACCCAUACCCCCCGGAAACUUACAACAACAUCUUCAGCCAGCUCAGUGCAAUUGUCGACGGUGAACCCCCGGACCUUCCAGCCGAAGGCUUCUCCGACGCAGCAAGGAACUUUGUUAGUGGCUGUUUGAAUAAGAUCCCGAACCUCCGCCCGACUUAUGCCAUGUUGCUUCAACACGCGUGGCUGGCACCUCUCUUGAAGCCCGAGACGAUUGCCGAGGAGGACGAAGAAGAAGCGGAGGACGGGUCCGCAGCCGCGCCGCCUGUCGACUAUACUGGAAAGACGGCGCCCGAGGACCCCGAAGUUGCUCAGUGGGUUCUGGAUGCUUUAGAGAAGAAGAGGACUGGCAAGCUGGCACAAAGCCUGAAGCCUGCGCUGCAUGCUGCUCCCCUGGACGCAGUAUCAAGUCCUCAAGGCACGCCCUCGGCCGAACCCGACGCUCCCCCUCCGCCUCCCGCCAAUGAGGAAUAA
Molecule: messenger RNA, 1995 nt
Organism: Diplodia corticola
Lineage: Eukaryota; Fungi; Ascomycota; Dothideomycetes; Botryosphaeriales; Botryosphaeriaceae
Product: ste ste7 protein kinase
Exons: 2
Coding region: 1-1995 (664 amino acids)
Biological process (GO): MAPK cascade; cellular hyperosmotic response; protein phosphorylation
Molecular function (GO): ATP binding; MAP kinase kinase activity
Source: RefSeq, a predicted model, not a curated record